Molecule: messenger RNA, 6999 nt
Organism: Aquila chrysaetos chrysaetos
Lineage: Eukaryota; Metazoa; Chordata; Aves; Accipitriformes; Accipitridae
Exons: 7
Coding region: 5278-6555 (425 amino acids)
Source: RefSeq, a predicted model, not a curated record
GGAUGUGAUGUCCGUCAUGAUAAAAAAGGGUGGAGAGGAGAAUGGAGAUGAUGUGAGGGGACAUGGAAGGAAUCUGAGAGUGCAGUGGAGGUGAUCUGAGGGUGCAUGGGGAAAAACGGAGGUGAUUUGAAGGCAAGUGGGGCAGGAAAGAAGCUGAGCUAAGUGCAAUCUGAGGGCAAACAGAGCUAAUCUGAUGGCACCCAGAGAGGAAUGGAGCUACAUGAGAGCUGUUGGAGGGCAGCGUGUACCCUGGGGUCCUUGGUUCCCAUCUAUGUAUGUCCCAGGUCCCACAGUUUGGUCCCUUUUGCUGCUGGGGGCCAUCUCUCCCUAAUUUCCACUUGCCCUCUGGUCUGCUCCAGACUGCCCCAUUUGCCAUCCAGUGCCCCACAGCAUCCCUCUAUUUGGUGUCUUGUCUCCCCAGGAUUCCCUUUUGUCCCCUUGGGACCGCUCUCCUUCCUCUUGGGUGUGCUGUACAGCCUAUCGUUCAGCUUUUGGUGCUCCCCAGAGUCCUCACUCCUUCAGUGAAACCAGACCCCCCCCCGCUUACCUGUUGCUCCCAUCAGGAACCCCCAUUUUUCAUCCAGUAUGACCUAGAGCUUUCUGUUUUCCUCCCAGCGUGCUCCAGAGCCCCCUGCUCAACCACAGGUCUCAGGAUUGCUCUGUUUCAUCUUUUGGUGCAUCCCUCCUUUGGUCCCCUCAGUGCAGCCAGAAGCCUUUCACUCCUCACAGGACUUGCAUAAAAAAGAAGUAAGCUGCUUUCGACCCAGCAAAGAAUAGUUUGAUAGAAAGAGAGGCUACCAAAAAAGGAAAAAGAGCGUAUGUAUUGUUCUUGCAACUGUUUGAUCCGUGCUUCCCUCAACUACAAUCUACGUGUAGUGAAUAAAAGCCUUUUCUUAAAUAAAAAAAAGUUUUAAUUCUGCACUGGCUCUACUGAAAUUAUUCUUAGCUAGGCUGAAAAGUAUUUACAUUUUUUAGCUUUACUCCUCAUUUCUUUCCUUUUUGGCUACUGGGAAACAUAGAAGGUAUUUUAAUAGGGUCCUUCAGCUAAGUUAACUAAAAACGUAUUACCUAAAGUUAAUUACUAACUUAAUUAAAAACCUCAGUUCAAACAUGAAAUGUCAGGAUCAGAGAGACAUGAACAGUUUUGCUAUGGAAAUGGGGCAAUAUGAAUUUACAGAAAAACAAGGCAGAAGCAAAUUAAUAUGUGGCAAGUAUCACAAUUUGAAGGAAAGACAGAUGGUGCGAGCGAAUAUCCUUGUGAUUAACCUCAGAGACGUGCAGGAAGAGUGGACUGCUGUCGAUAGCACGUGAAAUAUUAAAGGUAAUGUGCAGAUCACACACCAAACCUCACAGUAACAAACUCUCCUGGAAACUCCUCCUUACACCUCCUGCUCUUAAAUAAUUUGCAGCAACACAGACAUCUCUGAUUUGAGUUGACAGUUUUGAGCAAGGACAUGUGAGUACUGCCUCUCCCAUGUGCCAAACAACUGACAUCUGCUAAUUUUACCCAGUGUCCCUUUUCUCCUCACCUUUUUCUGUUUGAAUUUCAAAGACUUCCUUAGUCAUUAGCCAGAGAAAUGAUGUAUUCAUUGACAGAUGUUGCUACACUGCUAAUGGGAAGUACCCAUUUCCAGUUCGUUACUGUUCAUUAACUGUAUCAUCGUAGCACUUCGAGCCUCAGGAAUGUAACGGGGAUAAAUAUAUUGGAUGAGGGAGAGAAGCAAAUUGUCACCUAGUCCCCCUUUAAUAACUUCAAUAGAUUUAAUGAAAUAAAGGGAAAACCUCAACAAACUCAUAGGAGUGGUGAUUAUAGCACCAGACCGAGAUUUUCCAAGUGAUUAAUUACUCUGCUGUUAUUUCACACCAACCCAUCUACCAGACAUGUACAAUUGACUUGUGGUUAUUUAAUCCCUUAGAGCAUCUCUAAAGGGUUUAGGGCUGGGCACAGCAGUGGUGGGGCUGAAGGGGCUUGGGGAAACAGGGCUGGCAGAGCACCCCCUGCUCCCCACGGCACAUGGCUCCAGCAACUCUGCCCUCCAGCACAAAGAGGCAAAAAAGGGACAAAAAAGGGGGAGUUAUGUGAAAACAGCCACUAGGGAUCACCACAAAACCUGUUGCUCCAAAACAGUUUGAUUUCUCAGAACAGCCAAACCUCAAAAUGUUUCACAGGCAGGGAAUUUUAUUAUUUUACUGAAAAAAAAUGAAGGCAAAACCAGCUCAGAAACUCCUGUUUGGAGCCCCCUGGGGCAGAUCACUCCCAUCUCUGCAGAGCUUGUAGCAUUGCACCCCGGGGAAAUACCAGCAGGGAAUUCUAACUAAGAUUUUGAUGAAGAAUUUGGGCUUGAAAACACUGGAAAGGCAGAAAGCAGAAGCUGUAAGGCAGUAAGAGCUGAAAGACUGCUAAAGCAGAAGAGAAGAUGUGAAAUAAAGAGAGAAUAAAGAUUCCCCAAAGUCAGAAUUACAUUCCGAGAAAAUAUUGUGUGUUUAAAGAAACAAUCCCCAUCUAGCACCAGUUAAAGACACUUUUAAAUGCACAUACAUAAGCCCUGGUGAAAGGUAAGGAGAAGUUUCACUAUUGGCAUUUGCUGAGUCAGACUUCAGUGUCUAAAAAGAGUCAAAAAAAGACACUUGUGAAAGGCACAGAGCACAAGUAAUCUGGCUGAACACAGGAAAAGGGGUGUUAGCCCUUUCUCCUGCAUCAAAAUCCUUCUGUUAAAACAUUGGUUAUGCAGAAAACUGAUUUUUCAGGGGAAAGCAUCUAUCAACCAGCAUGUUUGUUCUGGUACCUCCAGAGAGCAGAUAGAGGGGGGUGUUAACACGCAUUGCUGAUUACUGCCUGCUCUCCAUCUGCAAGCAUUUAUUCCAUUUAGAGGUUUGUAUUUUGCUGAUGUGCAUAUUAAUGUAAAACACAGGAGUCACAGAUGGUGACACUUUAUGCUCAGCGACAUGCAAGAAGGGGCAAAACUAUUCCCUGCAUAAGUUUAGGGAAGGAAGAAAUGAGUAUAUUUUGAAUGACAAGAUUAUAUAUAUCCAAGCCCUUGAGGACUUGUAACUUAACUCAUCUGGAAAAGCUGAUGCGCUCCCCUUGGAUGAGCUCUCUAAACACAGCCUGAAGCCACUCCGGGCAUAGGGACAGCCCCUGACAAGGCUUUGCAUCAGCAAGUUUGCAGCAGAUCAGCUGGAUAAAGGAUGCACAUAAGCUUUUUCCUCCAGUUUUCACGUUUAAUCUUGAUUUCCACAAGAUUUUAAUUUUAUUUCUAUGUCCUUUCCACAUAUUUGCAGUCAUUGUGUGUAUCUUUCUGGAUAUUGUAAACAAACACUUUUCCUUUAAUGCAGCUCCAGGUGAAGAGGAUUUGAAGGCAAUUAGGUAAUAAAAUGGCAGUCUUUUCCCAUGAGUGUGUUGAUGAAUUGUGGUCCAUAAAAUCAGCCUCAAAGCUUUCCCUAGGGAAGAGAAGCAAAGGGGGUUGUGGUGCUUUUCUGUGUGCAAAAGGAAUGGAAAGUUAAGUACUGGGGGAGGUGUGUCUUUUUUAUGAGUAGCAAUAACUAGCUGGGCUCUCUGAUAUGUAGUAGGGUGGGGGAUUUUCCACUAUUCCCAGAGCAUUUUUGAGGGGGAAGCCAGAAGGAAACUGCUGGGUCCCAAGAUUAGGUGAUCCUCACUAGGAGAAUGUACAAUUAUAUCUCAAAUACGCUGGCUCUAUCCAGACUAAAAGUGAAGGGAAGGAACUUUGCUCUUUCCAGCUUGUCCUCCCUAAAAACCGGAAAAACUGGGUAUUUUUAGUGAUGUUCAAAUGUGUUGCACAGCAUGUUGUCUGGCAGAGAUGCUUGCUUGAGUUGGAGAUGCCCCAGCACGUACUCAGGGGAUCAGAGCUAAAGAAAUCACGUAAGUGUUGCUAAUCAGAAAAGGGGAUGCAUUUGUCAUGCAGACUAAUGUGGCUGUCAAAUGUUAAUGAAUACAAAUAAAUUCUUUGUGGGUGUAACUUUUCAGAAGAUGUAUAUCAAGAGAUGAGACCGCACUGUGGCCUGGGGUGAUGUGGAUGGUUGUUACCUGGCAGCUGCUGCCACAAUCAGUGAUUCUAAGUUGAUUUCUUCAUAUUGAAAUAUAAAGUGAUCAUGGCGGAAUAGUGAUUUUUUCCUUUAGCUUGAGUAUUUCUCAGCUAUACUUAGAUUAGACUUGAAUUUCUUUAGGCUUGUAACUCUUUAAGGGUUUUGAUUUAGGUGCUUUAACCCUCUCAAAGAGGAAACUGUGGCAAUAGGAGCGUGGGCGCAGAGCCCCGCGCACACACUGCCUGGGGCUGGGCGAAGGCAAGUCCUGCUUUGCUCUGCCCUUUUUGAGACCUAACCACAGAAGAUGAGUUCAUCCAUGAAAUGCUGCUGUCACCAAACCAUCAACCUGAGUAAAGCAGUGCUCCCCCCCUCAUUUGCCCCUAAAGCACAAGCCUGGAGACGCUGGCUGGUGCAUGCGCAGGGCUGGAGGCUCAUCCUGACCAGAGGAGGAGGAGGGAGUCUUAUGGCAAUCCCAAAACUGACCUGGGAAAGACACAUCUAUGGGAUUUCUUAACAAGAGGCAUUACCUGAAAGCAUGUGAUGCCAAAUGCAUGGCACUUUGGCUGUGAAAACGGACUCUAUUAUUUUCCUGGUGUCUCUUGACUGAUGAUGUGCCAUUGCCCGUGGCAAUGGGCUGGUGAUGACAUCUGUGGUUUGUAAAGCCCUUUCAGUGGGUCCUUGCUUCCCCACCACCAUCAGAACAAAUAUCGUUAGAGCAAUUUCAGGAUGCUUCAAAGAGAGAAUACAACUCCCAUGCGCUUUUCCUGUUACGUGCUGGCAGACACAAACUGGAUGUAUUUCAUAUCUGUAGCUGCAAAAUGGCCAGAAAAAGAAGAAGUACUGAAAAAGGAAGAAGUUCUUCCCCAGCCAGUGUAAUACUGCAGUUCUUAUUUAUGGAGAAAAUGUGCUUAUCUACUCAAACUCUGGUUUUGGGGAGCAAAAAUAGAUCUUGAGUCCUGCCUGGUUUUGGACUGCUCCUCUCUGACCUGCAGGGACCAGGGCACUGGGUUGGUAACUCAUCCCUGGGCUGCAGUUGCCUUUUGGAGACCUUCAGCUUCCCCAUGUAGGGAAAAUCCAACAGACCCAUGGAGGUAUCAAGGGGUUGUUCUGCCCACCUCGCCCUGCUGUCCCCUGAGCUGCGAGUCUCCAUCCUGAGAGAGGAAAAUAGCCAGUGAUGGCUCCCAGCUCCUUCCCGUGACCUGCGGAGAUCCAUGACCAGCAGCUUCCAUCCUCAUGGUCAUGGCUUGGCCAUGUCCUUGGGCCAGGAGACACGGGCACUUCCCCACGGUCCCGGUUUCUUGUCCCAUCCUGCUCUUGCCCGGCAAGCAAGACAUGAGCCCUCUGCAGGGAUGCUGCACCCUCUGCUCCAUCCUGAUGCUCGUCGGGGGAAACCUGGGCGUCCUCGUCAAAAUCCAUCAGGAUUCGAUCAACGGCACCGAGGGACAGUCCGUGCUCCUGCCCGUCUCUUACAGAUUUGAUGGUGCCCCUGGUUUCCCAAUGAAGAUUGUCUGGUAUUCCAGUAACAUGUGGGACGAGCUCGUCACCUGCACGGUGCUGAACUGCUCCCUGGGUGCCGGGGGAGCUCCCAGCAGCUGCUCUGCACGAUCUUUCUACCUCACCAAGUACCGUGGCCGCACUAAGUUCUUCCCCGAGAACGGGUCCCUGCUGCUGUCAGACCUGCAGCUCAGCGACAGCGGAGUUUACAGUGUCGCCUUCAAUCUAUCACACCAAACCUUUCACAUCACCCUGACCGUGCACGAGCGGCGUUCCACCGCUGAGCAUCCAGGGGGAAACCUGGGCGUCCUCGUCAAAAUCCAUCAGGAUUCGAUCAACGGCACCGAGGGACAGUCCGUGCUCCUGCCCGUCUCUUACAGAUUUGAUGGUGCCCCUGGUUUCCCAAUGAAGAUUGUCUGGUAUUCCAGUAACAUGUGGGACGAGCUCGUCACCUGCACGGUGCUGAACUGCUCCCUGGGUGCCGGGGGAGCUCCCAGCAGCUGCUCUGCACGAUCUUUCUACCUCACCAAGUACCGUGGCCGCACUAAGUUCUUCCCCGAGAACGGGUCCCUGCUGCUGUCAGACCUGCAGCUCAGCGACAGCGGAGUUUACAGUGUCGCCUUCAAACCAUCACACCAAACCUGGUACAUCACCCUGACCGUGCACGAGCAGCCUCCCACUCCCACACCAGACCCCAAGAAGCAGGAGCCCACCCUGCUUAUCGGAAUUUGUUCUUCAGUCUCCCUCCUUCUGCUGUUCCUGCUCUUCUGCUGCAUACGGCACUGGGGUGCAGCUCGGCAGCAGAAGAGGAGAAUCAUUAAACAACAGCAGGUCUCAAGUGUGGAGGAGUCCCACAUGGAAAGCACUGUGUUGACGGACAUGGCAACCAUUUACGCCAGAAUUGGAGACAGUUUUGAACAGUCACGGCAGAGACCGACACCAGAGGUCAUGUACACAUCCUUAACUCCUCCUGCUCCACCACGACAGGACACUGGACUCUACCAUCUCCUGGUUUGACUGUGGGAGCUGCCUCAAGCGGGAGCUUUGCAGAAAGCAGUUGUGCCUCAAAGCAAAGAGGAUGUUUGUGUCGCUGAUGCUGCACCCUCGGUACUCCCCCUCCAGCAGCUCUGCACACUGACCCUAGCCUGUAAAGGAUUUGGAGUGAGAGGGUACAGAAAUGCAUUAGUUUGCCUUGAACUGCAGUCUCUCUUGAAUUUGAGGGAUGAGCUGGUUUUUGUACUCUCAGGAAGUCUCAAGGAGAAACUAAGACACCCAGUGUAAGAGAAAGAUGCUUAAGGCAAUGGCAAAUCAACAGCUUGUCUGUGGGAAGCUUGCUUCCAUAGACUCACCUUAAUUUGAGAGGUAGUGGAGAGCAUUAAACAUUUUAAUCGUGUGUCCCAGGUUCACUACCAAUGAUCUUGUCAUAUUAAAAGAAUAUAUGAAGAUCCUUUGACCUGAAAA